Messenger RNA from Ceutorhynchus assimilis (cabbage seed weevil), 855 nucleotides. NCBI's taxonomy places the organism in Eukaryota, Metazoa, Arthropoda, Insecta, Coleoptera, Curculionidae. The record is from the annotation of a GenBank genome assembly.
AUGUGUUUGGUUCCAGCAGAAGCUGAAGCUAGUUCAGCUAAAUCAUCUGAAAUAGCGGAAACGACCCUAGAAGAACAAGAAUUUCAGAAAUAUGCUAGUAUGGAACAAGCUGCAUUUGGUGAAUUAACUAAGUAUAUGGAAGAACUUCUUGAUAAUCCUCAAGUUUUGAAAUUUACCGAGGUUACUAGCCGUUACGUUCAAUCUAUUAAGAACAAUGGAAUCUCAGACGUGAAGUCUCACACCAAAAAAAAAAAACUUAAGAUGCAAACAUCGUUAACAUCUCGACUGGUUGUCUUUAGUAUUCCAACUGCGAAUAUCACCGAAGACUUACUCGAGCCACAUACAAUAAGAGAGCAGGCAUAUUUCGAAUUCAAAAGUAAACGUUUGUUCAUAAAAGACGAUGUCAGCCAGUUUCACUCUGUUAUGCAAAGGCAAAACUUAAAAACAUUCACGGAUCUAAGAAAACAAAAACGUAUAAAAGUGAAUGAAAAGGAACUAAUUCUGAAAGCAGAUAGAGGUUUGUUUGCUCAGAUGGCAAUUGUUGCUGAACGCAGAGAGUUUGAUAUGAUAACUGUUUUGUCACAUCCACUGGGAUCUCUACCAUGGGCAUUAGCAGCAACAGAUGGAACAAUAAGAAAAACUAAUAAAUCUAAACUAUUUGAACUCUUAAAUAGGAACUUUCCUACAGCUGAAGUACUACCGGAUAAUGCUGCAUAUGUUAUCGAUGGAAUGGCAUUAGUACAACAAUUAGUUAAAGUACCAAACACUUUUGUAUUCCUAGCUGAUAAAUUAUUUUCCAAGAAACUUAUUCACGAAUCGAUAUUGUUUUUGAUACGCACAGAAGUAUAUCAAUGA